CUGUCAUCUCUUCCGGUCGAGAUGCUUGACAAGAUCUUCCAGUCCGUCGACAACCCAGACCUUGUCAACCUGCGCCUUGUUUCGAAACAUAUCUGCGCCAUCGCCAACAGGCCAUUCGCUGUCAGAAACUUCACCAGUCGCCAUCACGUCCUCACCCAGGACAGCCUUGAAGCAUUACUCGCAAUCAGUACACACAACGUCUUCGGCACGUACAUCAAAGAA
This is a messenger RNA of Aureobasidium namibiae CBS 147.97, 222 nucleotides long. RefSeq lists its product as uncharacterized. The record is from RefSeq and is a predicted model, not a curated record. The transcript has a single exon. NCBI's taxonomy places the organism in Eukaryota, Fungi, Ascomycota, Dothideomycetes, Dothideales, Saccotheciaceae. The annotation marks the transcript as partial. Gene Ontology annotation, molecular function: protein binding.